This is a messenger RNA of Frieseomelitta varia, 912 nucleotides long. RefSeq names its product peroxiredoxin 1 (gene Prx2). The transcript has 4 exons. The record is from RefSeq and is a predicted model, not a curated record. Gene Ontology annotation, molecular function: thioredoxin peroxidase activity. Bases 152 to 739 code for a protein of 195 amino acids. NCBI's taxonomy places the organism in Eukaryota, Metazoa, Arthropoda, Insecta, Hymenoptera, Apidae. Gene Ontology annotation, cellular component: cytosol. Gene Ontology annotation, biological process: cell redox homeostasis; hydrogen peroxide catabolic process; cellular response to stress.
CAGAUGGCGCGUAUAGUCCUUUUCGAGUGUAAAAUUCUGUGGAUAAAUUCUACCGGACCGGGGACCGGUUUCCAUUACCAUUCACGUCUUUGAAGCGAAAGUUCGUUGAAUAGUGAUUUUACGGAAAAUACAAAAAAUUUAAAACAUAAUCAUGCCAGUCCCAGCACUUCAGAAACCUGCUCCUGCUUUCCGUGGUACUGCUGUUGUAAAUGGAGAAUUUAAAGAGAUUUCUCUUUCUGACUAUAAGGGGAAAUAUCUUAUACUAUUCUUUUAUCCAUUAGACUUUACAUUUGUUUGUCCAACUGAAAUCAUUGCUUUCUCCGAUCGUGUUCAAGAAUUUGAGCAAAUUGGUUGUAAAGUCAUUGCUGCAUCUACUGAUUCUCACUUCAGUCACUUAGCAUGGGUAAAUACACCACGUAAACAAGGUGGGCUUGGUGAAAUGAACAUUCCACUUCUCGCUGACAAAAAUUCUAAAAUUGCACGCGAUUAUGGUGUGCUUGACGAAGAAAGUGGAAUUCCAUUCCGUGGUCUCUUUAUCAUAGAUGAUAAACAAAAUUUACGUCAAAUUACUAUUAAUGAUUUACCAGUUGGCAGAUCUGUUGAUGAGACCCUGCGUUUAGUUCAAGCAUUCCAAUAUACUGAUAAACAUGGAGAAGUGUGUCCAGCUGGUUGGAAACCAGGAAAGAAGACUAUGAAGCCUGAUGUUGUUGGCUCUAAAGAAUAUUUCAAAGAUCAAUAAAUGAACCACUUUAAAAACUUCAUAUAUUUUACUAAUAUUAUAAUAUUUUAAUCUCAACUGGAAACCAGUAGAUUGUUUUGUAAUGAAAUAUUUAAAUAUCAGUGGUGAUUAUAUUUUCAAUAUGAAAUAUUUUCAUUCCUUAUAAUAAAUAAGUGUCUUUCAUAUAUUGUGUA